UUGAUUGCUUGUCUGUUUGCGAAGGUAACUUGUGGAUAUUUUCUGCUAAACAUAAGGACUGUACAGAUACAUCGCAAAAAAAAGAGACUGGAGCUUCCUAAUUGCAUCGAAGAUAUCGUACUUGAACAUGUCAGUGUCCCUAAAGACACUUUACUGGUAGUCAAUGAGGGUUAUCGAAAUGUUGCUAUAAUUUUUUCCAAUGGAUCUUCUGAUUUAUCCAAGGUAAAGCAGUUAAGGAAGUUUAAAUUGCUCAUCACUAAGCAAAGUCCAAUAAAUAUCGAAUUUCCAGACUUAACAAAUGUUGCAAGUCUUGAAAUAUCAUACGAUGGAAACGAAAGGUAUUUUAUGUUUUUGCUAUUGAAUUGUGUCAAUGUUAGAGAAGUAAUUUUGUAUAACACUGUGUGCGAGCUGCAUGAUUGGAUAGGAAGAGAUACAUCAACCAUUCCUGAAAAAGAAAUGGCACCAUGGGAACUGAAUGAGUUGAGGGCAAUGAUCAACCAAGAAAGUUGUAAUUCAUGGUGUCGAUCUCCGUAUGUAUGUUUUAAAGACUUUAACGCCAGAUGUAAUCCAAUUUUCUGUUGGGAGAAGCGUAAAAACAUACAGAAUCUAAGCAUAAUAGCCUUUCAGAUUAGUGACGAAUGUUUAGAACAGCUAAGAAAGUUUAUAUCGCUAAAAACACUUUCUAUUAUGACACAAAACGUACAAGCA
Messenger RNA from Vavraia culicis subsp. floridensis, 708 nucleotides. RefSeq lists its product as uncharacterized. Lineage: Eukaryota; Fungi; Microsporidia; Pleistophoridae. The annotation marks the transcript as partial. The record is from RefSeq and is a predicted model, not a curated record. The transcript has a single exon.